AUGGCAGCACCCGCGGCACAGUACAAGGACAGGCAGUUCCUCGCUGUAAUAGGUGAUGAGGACACUUGCACGGGCAUGCUGCUUGCAGGCGUAGGCCAUGUCACUCAGCCGCCGGACAGCCAAAAGAACUUCCUCGUUGUAGACGCAAAGACCGAGACCGCGACCAUCGAAGCUGCAUUCGACCGCUUCACCACCGAGCGCAAGGACAUCGCGAUUCUGCUCAUCAACCAGCACAUCGCCGAGAAGAUACGACACCGAGUCGAGACAUACACCGCCGCCUUUCCCUCCCUCCUCGAGAUCCCAUCGAAAGACCACCCGUACGACCCCGAGAAGGACAGUGUGUUGAAGAGGGUGAGGAGGUUAUUCGGAGAGUAG
Molecule: messenger RNA, 375 nt
Organism: Alternaria triticimaculans
Lineage: Eukaryota; Fungi; Ascomycota; Dothideomycetes; Pleosporales; Pleosporaceae
Gene: VMA7
Product: H(+)-transporting V1 sector ATPase subunit F
Exons: 4
Coding region: 1-375 (124 amino acids)
Biological process (GO): proton transmembrane transport
Cellular component (GO): fungal-type vacuole membrane; proton-transporting V-type ATPase, V1 domain
Molecular function (GO): proton-transporting ATPase activity, rotational mechanism
Source: RefSeq, a predicted model, not a curated record